Molecule: messenger RNA, 1022 nt
Organism: Prunus dulcis (almond)
Lineage: Eukaryota; Viridiplantae; Streptophyta; Magnoliopsida; Rosales; Rosaceae
Product: transcription factor bHLH36-like
Exons: 4
Coding region: 156-1022 (288 amino acids)
Biological process (GO): regulation of transcription by RNA polymerase II
Cellular component (GO): RNA polymerase II transcription regulator complex
Molecular function (GO): DNA-binding transcription factor activity, RNA polymerase II-specific; RNA polymerase II transcription regulatory region sequence-specific DNA binding; protein dimerization activity
Source: RefSeq, a predicted model, not a curated record
UUGUAUCUGAAGAGAGAUGUCAAACUUGAUGGAAUCUUUGGGAUCUUAGGCCCAUCAAAGAUUGAUCAUAUCUACUUCUUUAUAUUAAUCCUCCAUACCCAAUUUAGAGAGAAGGCUGAAGCUAGCUGUUCAAUAAUUCUCAACUUGUGCAAUAUAUGAUGUUUCCUUUACACCAAGGCAAGAAGCUGGUCUUUCAGACUUCAUCUAAUCCUCCCCAAAAGCACACAAUUUCAGAAGAUCGGAUUCUUGGACAUGCCAUUAGCACAGGGAAAAGCCGCCGGCGGAAAUUAGUAGCUGCUUUCAACUAUGACAUGAUUGAUCAGAAUUCGAAUGAUCAUAACAAGAAGAAGAAGAUGAUGAUGCAUAGGGAAAACGAAAGACAAAGAAGGCAAGAAAUGGGUACCCUACAUGCCUCACUCAGAUCCCUACUUCCUCUUGAAUUUAUCAAGGGAAAGCGUUCGAUAUCUGACCACAUGAACGAGGCUGUGAACUAUAUAAAACACCUUCAGAGUAGGAUCAAGAGAUUAGAUGCCAAGAGAGCUGAAUUGAAGAAAUGUUCCAAUAUAAUUAGCACCACUGGCACUGACCAUGGGGCUACUACUGGAAGCUCCGAUGGGCGUUCGCCAAGCUGUUUGACGGUCCACCCAUGUUGUGGUGGAGUGCAAAUCGUGAUCAGUUCUAGGGGCUUCAUAUCUACAAAAGAUGGCUUAUCCUUGUCCUUCUCUAUCUCAAGGGUUCUGGAAGUGCUGCUUGAACAAGGGCUUGCUGUUGUUAGCUGUGUUUCCUCCAAAGGAAAUGACAGACUUCUUCAUACUAUCCAGUGCGAGGUAAAUGAUCUUGAAAGUAUUGAUCUUUCUGGCCUGGAGCAGAAACUAGCCGAACUAGUGUCUCCAUUUUCAUCCAGAUAUAUUAAUUCUAAGUUGAGAGCAGAGGAAGUGCUGCCUCUGCUCACCCAUGCAAUUAGUUCAGUGGUAAAUCAUGGAUGGGCCUUGCCCCUUGAGGCUUCAAUCCGAAACAAAUAG